AUGAAGGACUUCCAUACAAAGUUCACCAGGAGAAGGACCCUUCGGGCCAUCAGCGAAAGGCAGCGAGUGACCCUGGACGUAAUACAGAGGUGGGAGGUGCAGCACAUUGAAAUACAAGACACAACUCCUGUCACUGGUGUGCUCUACCUGGAUGGGAUGACAUCGCCUGUCAUUGAUAUUGCUGACCCUGCACAGGUUCGAGAGCAGCUGCUGGACAUGACGGAGCAGAAAUGCCACGUGUACCUCGGUGGGAUCCAGACCAUGCACUACAGAACAUUCGAAGACAAGAUAGGACUUCCAGGAAUGCUGGGCACUGUAGUAGGGGAUGUGAAACCCUUCUGUGGGAGCCGGAAGAUAGGACUUCCAGGAAUGCUGGGCACUGUAGUAGGGGAUAUGAAACCCUUCUGUGGGAGGCAGGAGGGAUGUGUGACAGUGUUUGGGAGGCAGGAGGGAUGUGUGACAGCAUCUGGAAUGUGCAGGCUGGGUGUUGAAAGCUAUGGGUUAGAGGGUUUGACCUCCACUGAAGUGUAAGGGUGUUGGAACUUGUUAGGGAAAGGAUGAGAAGAGAAUAAGAGAAUAAGAGCAGGCAAGGAUGGAGUGAUGGAGUCUGUGACGGAAGGGAUAAGAGGUGAAUGAGAGAAUUUGAACAAGUAAGGAUGGAAACAAAUGAAGGAUGGAGUGAUGGAGUGUGUGAGGGAGAGGAUAGGAAGGGAAUAAGAAGACUUAAACAUGCAAGGAUGGAAAUAAAUGAAGGAUGGAGUAUGUGAAGGAGACAAGAUGAGAGAAAGAAAAUUAGAACAUUCAAGGUGGAAACAGAUAGAGGAUGGAGUGAUGGAGUGUGUGAGGAAGAGGAAGAGGACAAGGGAAGAAUCAGAGGGUUGGAGCAUGGAUGGAGGAAAUACAAGGACAGGAAUAAACAGAUGGAUAAAUAGAUAGGGAAAGUAAAGGAGGCUUGGAAAAUAUGAUACUGUUGAGGAAAUGUAGGAGAGCUGGAAAGUACUUGAUAGAAUAAUGA
Messenger RNA from Scylla paramamosain (green mud crab), 1015 nucleotides. RefSeq lists its product as uncharacterized. The transcript has 2 exons. NCBI's taxonomy places the organism in Eukaryota, Metazoa, Arthropoda, Malacostraca, Decapoda, Portunidae. Bases 1 to 531 code for a protein of 176 amino acids. The record is from RefSeq and is a predicted model, not a curated record.